This is a messenger RNA of Galendromus occidentalis (western predatory mite), 1772 nucleotides long. RefSeq lists its product as uncharacterized. The coding region runs from base 1 to 1638 and encodes 545 amino acids. Gene Ontology annotation, cellular component: preribosome, small subunit precursor; 90S preribosome; nucleolus. The transcript is spliced from 8 exons. Gene Ontology annotation, biological process: endonucleolytic cleavage to generate mature 5'-end of SSU-rRNA from (SSU-rRNA, 5.8S rRNA, LSU-rRNA); endonucleolytic cleavage in 5'-ETS of tricistronic rRNA transcript (SSU-rRNA, 5.8S rRNA, LSU-rRNA); ribosomal small subunit export from nucleus. Gene Ontology annotation, molecular function: RNA binding. Lineage: Eukaryota; Metazoa; Arthropoda; Arachnida; Mesostigmata; Phytoseiidae. The record is from RefSeq and is a predicted model, not a curated record.
AUGAGCUGGAACGGCGGGUACAACUCCAGGGAUUUCGAUCAAGAAAAUGGAGCGAAACAUUCCCGCGAAGAGCGAGAAGAAAUUCAUCCAGAUCUGGUCCCAUUGAAAAAUUUCCUAUCCCAAAUGAAGGCACACCUGAAAGCCCAAAAGAUGGACAAGGAAGAGCAAGGCCUGAUGAUCUCGAAUGUAUUGAAACAAACCGCCGGCAAAGAAGCGUUACUCACGAAAAGUGACUCCUAUCACCUGAAUGGCAACGUGGCCCAAUUUCUGGCCCAGUGUACGGAGCCGAAAGUCGUGGCGAGGUUCAUGCAAGCCUUCAAUUUGGAGAAAGUGAUACCGAGCCACAAAACUAUGAAAAUAUUCGAGGCUCUUGUCGAUGCUGCGAUGAACUUCUUCAGAAACCCGGCAGAGUUCGAAUCUGAGGACGAUGAAGAGGCUUCGGAUGUGGAUUAUGGCGCCGUUUUCAUUCGAUGGCUUAAUUCUCUGGCUCUUCACGUUAUGGACAAGAUCGAGAUAUUUCUGAACGAAGAAACGCUUGUCAUGCAGAGAGUUCUCUGUAUGAUAUGCGGGAAACGCUUCGUGAAGUCUUUCGCUGACGGAGUGGAUUCUGAGACUCUAGGGAUCGCGUCGGACUUGGAAAAGGUACGCGAGAGGUACUUCCAUUACCUAACGAAGGAGGCAGAUCUCGAGUCUCUGAUGCGAAAUCCGCAAGCUCGCUUCGUAGUUGCACUAUCGGUCUGUCUGGCGGCGUCGAUGGGAAUGAGGAAAGUUUUCAAAAGGUUCCUCAAACUGAUUUCUGGGGAAAAUGCUGAGUCUAUCCUGCUAUGCGAAGAAUCAUUCAUCGUAGUGGACGCCAUCUUGAGGAAUUCGUCCACGUUCGAUCUACAGCGCAAGUGCUCUGAAAAGAUCCUGGAGAUGGCCGACAAAGUUUCCGAGACGAACCCAGGAAUUAUCACUGGAAUGAUUGCAGGUCUCAAGGACAAAGACGAGUUCGUCGACUUAUACGAGAAAUUAUCGGGGAAAUUCACUCUCGAGCUCCUCACGAAAAAGGCUGAGUUGGCUUCAGCCUGUCUGAGAUUCGACAUGAAGCAAAACGAUUUCUUGGAUAAAUUAUACGCUCAAAUGAAGCUGAAAGAGCCGGGUGAAGAGAACUUCAUUUUCCUCGUCAGGCACCUCGGUCUUUUCCAAGUUUUCAAGGUCAUCUGUAACUUCAAAGCUAAUCAGAAAGUCUUGAAGGCGCUCGACGACCUUUCGUCGCAGGAGCUGAUGAAUUUGGCGUGCAGUUCUCAUGUGAACCUACUCGAGGCCAUCAUAUCGAGUGAAAGAAUCGGGGAGAAAGUCAAAUUGAAGAUGUUGAUCAAACUCACCGAUAAAUUCCAGAACAUAGCGGUCGACAAGUUUGGAAGCCGACUCAUGGACGCGGUAAUCAUACAAUGCCAAGUGAAGACUCUGAGAGUUGUCGCCGGAGAGCUGGUCAAACACAAGAAGACCCUUCUCGGAGACCGGAUCGGGAAAUUCGUCUUUCUCCAUUGGGGCCUGAAGUACUUCGAAGAUAACAACAAAGAAGCAUGGGACAAUGUGAUUUCCCACAGCAAAAACCGAAAGCGACAGAAACUUCUUUCUCUGCUCUCAUUGUAAAAUCACUGAAGGAUACAGGGGAAGAGAGUUGCUCAGAAUCCGCUUCCGCUCUACGGGAAUCGCGUUUUCGUUGUGGAACUCUAUUGAAUAACAUACGCAUGUAAAUGAAUUGAAUAUAUAAACAUUACGUUGUU